Notodromas monacha is the source of this 2599-nucleotide messenger RNA. The record is from the annotation of a GenBank genome assembly. Lineage: Eukaryota; Metazoa; Arthropoda; Ostracoda; Podocopida; Cyprididae.
CACUCUUGAGCGUUUCGGACUGCAACGUUUUCCUAGCCGAUGAUCGCUUACACCGUUAGAUUACAUUUGACAAAUACGAAGAAAAGGCGAAUGUGUGUGUGUCCAUGGAAUCCUUAAAAAUAUUCAACGCUUAGCUGCGAGUGAGCAACUUAUUCUACUGUGAACCAUGUUACCGUUACUUAUCUGAAAGGGCCGUCGAUGUGAAAAAACGUAUCCUUAUCAGAUUUCUAGCAUAUGCCGCCGAUUUUUAGCUCAUUCCAUGUGUCGACGUUAUUUGGGUUUGGAGCAAAAUGUGAUGUCGUUUUUUGACAAGGCUGACGGCCAUUGAACAUGGGUAAGAUCAACGAACCCCUCUUUCCCGACAUUUUUCGAGGGGUCGUUGUCAAUCAGGGGUUAAUGUCUUUUGCCACGUGGCAUAUGAGCUGAGUCAUGUUCGAUCAAUAGAACGAAGGGUUGCGCUGACCGGUUAUCACGUGUUGGUGCCGCGGGGUAUUUUAUUGUAUUCUUGGUGUCCGAAGUUAGUAGGUCCUAACGCAUUCUGCGCUCUUGUUCACACCGGCGGUUGGAUUGAAAUUUCCUCGCCAUUAUGGCGAGUGGUGUAAUGGAUUACGGGGAUAUGGAACUAGAUAGUAUGCUAAAUGAAAUAGCAUGCGUGGAAGGAGGUGCUUUGGAAUACACCGAUGAUUGGGGAUCAUCGCCGACUUCGAGCUCACCCCAGGAUUUCAACUUGGAUGAUUUCAAUACGGAGAUGAACUUCGGCGAAGGCAUUGAUCUGGAGAAACUUUGCCAAGAAGUCCUGAACUCUGACGACGUAUCCGCGUCACCUAUAAAAUUGGAAACCAAUUUCUCCAAUAGCCCUACUAGUUCAAGUUUCUCCGACUCUGAUUCUAUCGAAGCACCGGCUCAGCCAUCAGUUGUCACUGUCCCGGUGUACGCAUCUUCUGCAACUGUGGGAGAACAAAUCAUUCUGCCGAACGGUGUUCGAACCCGUGUCUUGAAAGUCUCUCGAAAUUCUCCUCUACCUUUGAUCGUGGGAAGAUCAGGAGUCUUGAAAUCACCAACAAAGAUACGCAUUGUCAGGGGAGCAAGUUUAUCCGCUGCCGUACAGUCGAAUAUGAGGCUAACGGCAGAGCAGCUAAAACAAUUCACAGUUGUACGAGCGUCGCGGUCUCCUUCAUUUUCCGAAUCCGUGGACGAAGUAUCUAUUUGCUCACCUGCAUCUUCUGGAAACGCGUACGACGAUAUCAAUGAAGGCGAUUUUAAACCACUUAUUCUAACUGAUGAAGAACGGAAAAUCAUGAUUCAAGAGAAGAUCACACUUCCUUCACACUACCCAUUGACCAGGGAGGAGGAGCGAAAUUUGCGCAAGAUCCGUCGCAAAAUCCGGAACAAGAGGUCUGCCGAAAAUUCUAGGAAGAAGAAACAGAUUUACGUUCAAGACUUGGAAAAGAGGGUGAAGCUAUGUAUGAUGGAGAAGGCGAAUUUGCAGAAACGUGUUUCCAAGUUGGAAAGCGAGAACGCGUCAUUGUUGUCCCAACUGAAGAGCGUGCACACCACUAUGGCAGGAUUGGCGGGCAAGGCCGCCCCGACUUCUACUGCAUUCCUUGUCCUCAUGGUCUCCAUGGCUAUGUUGAUGGCUCCCAACAUGAACAUUUCAUCCAAAUUUGAUGCCGACAAUGCGCUCGAGACGCAGGAAGUCUCUCAGGACACUAACGUCAACUCGGCUGUUCCGGCUUCGCCACACAAGAGAAUGUUAUUAUCAGAUAACCGAAACCUGGAGGAAACUAACAGCUUGGAAAGGGUCUGGAGAGACCUUGCCGCUUUCAAAAAAAGCUUUUCCUUCCUACCGGAGGAGACGAACGAGGAUAUCAGCGCUACGAAACGUAGCAGAAUUGAUCUUGACCCUGGGGAAGGAUUAAAGCGUCAGGACUUCCUAAAAAUGAUGGGCGAGUUAAUGGACACGGACGUGGCAAACCAAAUAAAAGUAGCCGAAGAAGUGAAGAAAGUUGCAAGUUCCACUACUGUAUAUCUGCAAACGAAUGGAACUCGUGCUAUCUGAGGCUGCGAUCAGCGUCCUGCUUUGCCGCACAAGGAUUUCAACUUCAGAGACUGCGGAGAUCUCCGCAAACAAGGAAUAAAAAUAAUCUAGAUGGCACAUGCUGCGUGUUGAAACAUUCGUUAGCCGAGUGAACGGACCCACGAUUGGCGAGAGGCUGAGAGAGGAAAAGAGUGACUGAUGCUGUGCAGUUGAUAUUUACAUGAAAUCGCCGUUCGGUGGUGGACAACAAUGCAUUCAUAUAAGAUGCAUCCCUUGGGAGAGAAGAGGAAUGCAUGUGUUGUUGGAGAGAUGGAAGGUUGUGUGAAGUCCUGAAGGAAUCGUCGCGUUUGUUGAGUUACUGCCUGAUUCAUUUUCAUUCUUUAUGGGUGGUGCUAUUACCUUUUGAUGUAUUGCAUGAUGCGGUGUGAAAAGUUCUUCUUGUCAAGUUUUAAUUUCCUCUUUCAACCAUUGAAGCGGUGAAUUAUUUAAGGACAGGUGUAAUUUUGAGUCUUCGGUUUUCUGACGAAAAAGGACGAAUAAAAAGUUGUUCAUUUCAAAAGA